CCCCUGCGCGGUGCGCUGGGCGCCCCCGUGCCGUGCGCGGAGCCGCGAGCGGCCGGGCGCCAUUUCGGGAGCAGCCGCGGAGCCAUAGACGGGGCCAGACCGGCACCAGACCGGCACCGGGACCGACUCACGGCCGCGCCGCCCCUCGCUGCCCGGUCCCCGGGGCUGCCCGAGCGCCGCCGUCCAUUUAAGAUUCAGACGCCUGGAGAAGGUGCUCAAGCCCUCGGGCCCGUUCCCCACCCCCAGGGCAGUGACGCCGGAGCCGCCGCUGCCGGACUUCGGGGCCCUAGCGAGGAUCGCACUGCCCGCGGCGCAGGUGUCCUGAAAAAUGGCUGAUGAUAUUGAUAUUGAAGCAAUGCUUGAAGCUCCUUACAAAAAGACUUGCCUAACGAUAUCUCACCUCUACUCCCAUGAAUUCACCUUUGAUUCCAGUGUGAACUGUCAAUCAUAAGGUAUGGAAAUAGGGGAUGUUUAGGCUGGACUGGUGGAUUAUUGAUGGCUUGCUUGGGAGUCGACGUUACUAAAGCAGUGUGAAUCCCUGUUUGCUUCAGGGCGAGAUGUGUGACAGAGGUGACAUCAAGCUCUUACAACCCUUCAGCGAAAAUGAGUGAAGAUCUCGGGAAUGGCAUCGGUCACAGGAAAUCGAUAGUGGCUGGCUGCUAGUGUAGCCACGGGGCUUAGGCAGCGAUAUAGCCUUGGAUGAGAACAAAUUGAGCAGUGCCAAUGGCCAUGAAGAACGCAGCAAGAAGUAAAAAAAAGAGCAAGAGCCGAAGUCGAAGCCAUGACAGAAAGAGGAGCAGAAGCAAGGAACGCAAACGGAGCCGAGAUCGGGAACGGAAAAAGAGCAGGAGCCGGGAAAGGAAACGGAGCAGAAGCAAAGAACGCAGACGCAGCCGGUCUAGGAGCAGAGAUCGCCGGUUCAGAGGCCGCUAUAGGAGUCCCUAUUCUGGUCCAAAAUUCAACAGUGCCAUCAGAGGGAAGAUUGGUCUGCCUCACAGCAUCAAAUUAAGCAGACGUCGCUCCAGAAGCAAAAGUCCUUUCAGAAAAGACAAAAGCCCUGUUAGAGAACCUAUUGAUAAUCUUACCCCUGAAGAGAGGGAUGCUCGAACAGUGUUCUGCAUGCAGUUGGCUGCAAGAAUUCGACCAAGAGACCUGGAAGAAUUUUUCUCUACAGUAGGGAAGGUUCGUGAUGUGCGAAUGAUUUCAGAUAGAAAUUCCAGACGUUCAAAGGGGAUUGCUUAUGUUGAAUUUGUUGAUGUUAGUUCAGUGCCCCUGGCAAUAGGACUGACUGGACAGAGAGUCUUGGGUGUACCUAUCAUAGUACAGGCAUCUCAGGCAGAGAAAAACAGAGCAGCAGCAAUGGCAAAUAAUCUGCAGAAGGGCAGUGCUGGUCCUAUGAGGCUCUAUGUGGGAUCAUUACACUUCAAUAUAACUGAAGAUAUGCUUCGAGGAAUCUUCGAGCCAUUUGGCAGGAUUGAAAGUAUUCAGCUCAUGAUGGACAGUGAAACUGGACGCUCAAAAGGAUAUGGAUUCAUUACGUUCUCAGACUCUGAGUGUGCCAAAAAGGCCCUGGAACAACUCAAUGGAUUUGAGCUGGCUGGGAGGCCAAUGAAAGUUGGACAUGUAACUGAGCGUACUGAUGCUUCCAGUGCUAGCUCAUUUUUGGACAGUGAUGAGUUGGAACGGACUGGAAUUGAUUUGGGAACAACUGGUCGCCUUCAGUUGAUGGCAAGACUUGCAGAAGGUACUGGUUUGCAGAUUCCUCCAGCUGCACAGCAGGCUCUGCAGAUGAGUGGAUCUUUGGCCUUUGGAGCUGUGACAGAUUUACAAACGAGACUGUCCCAGCAGAAUGAAGUUCUGGCUGCAGCUGCUUCUGUACAACCACUUGCAACACAGUGCUUUCAGCUUUCCAACAUGUUUAAUCCUCAAACUGAAGAAGAAGCUGGCUGGGACACAGAAAUUAAAGAUGAUGUGAUUGAGGAAUGUAACAAACAUGGAGGAGUUAUCCACAUCUAUGUUGACAAAAACUCAGCUCAGGGCAAUGUGUAUGUGAAAUGUCCCUCCAUCGCUGCUGCCAUCGCAGCUGUCAAUGCUUUGCAUGGGAGGUGGUUUGCAGGUAAAAUGAUUACAGCAGCAUAUGUACCUCUUCCAACAUACCACAGCCUUUUCCCAGACUCUAUGACUGCAACCCAACUACUGGUUCCUGUUCGACGAUGAAGAUCACUUUAGUCAGUUUUGUACAUAGGUAUUUUUUGGAGGAAGAUUGAGUUAUCUUUUAUUUAGAUAAAACUAAAGGAAAGGAUUUAAUGUCAUUUUGUGUACACUUCCUGCUAUCUUUAAAAAUAAAAUGAAGUAAGCAGAAAUGCAGUGUGUUCAUUCUCCCUAACUAGCAUUUCCACUGUAUACAAAGCUGUUGACUUCUUGUUCUGCCUUGUAAUUCUUGUACAUUGACAAAGAUGAUCCGUAGGAACUGAGAAGUAGCUCAUAGAUAACAAGUACUCUGUAAAAGGCAGAUGGGACAUAAUGACAUUUUUAAUGUUUCAUGAGCCUUUCUUUUAAUGCAGCAAAGACAUUUUACAUUUCACUAAAUGUGGGUGAUCUGCUCAAGGGUAGUAUCAGAGAGAGACUGGAUGAAGGGACAUAUUUAGUGUUUUUGUAUAAAUGGAAAAUCCAAAAAGCUACUGAAUGCUGACUGCAGACAGCUACUCAGCUUGUUUUGUGGUGAAUAAUUGGUAAGAGUAGGAGGAUUGAAGGGUUUUAUUUCUUGAUGGUAACUUUUGAUUAUUGUAUCUGUAAAAGUUUCUUUGUAAAUACUGUGAGGUGUGUCUAAGUUUCCAAACAAAACAUCUCUGCAUUUCCAGAUGAGUUACCACAUGCACAGUAGGGCAGAGCUGGAGGAUUUCAGCCAAGUCUGAAAAUGGGUAGGAAAUACAGAAAAGUGUUUUGUUCUGGUUGCAUAUAAUCUUUGCUCUUUUUAAGCUCUGUGAGCUCUGAAAUAUAUUUUUGGGUUACUUCAGUGUGUUUGACAAGACAGCUUGAUAUUUCUAUCAAAGACUUUCAUAUUGCAACAAUCUUUGUAAGAACCACUCAAAUAAAAUUCUCUUAAAAAGGC
Pyrgilauda ruficollis (rufous-necked snowfinch) is the source of this 3112-nucleotide messenger RNA. It is a transcript of the gene RBM39, whose product is annotated as RNA binding motif protein 39. Gene Ontology annotation, cellular component: nucleus. NCBI's taxonomy places the organism in Eukaryota, Metazoa, Chordata, Aves, Passeriformes, Passeridae. Bases 724 to 2217 code for a protein of 497 amino acids. The transcript has 19 exons. Gene Ontology annotation, biological process: mRNA processing. Gene Ontology annotation, molecular function: RNA binding. The record is from RefSeq and is a predicted model, not a curated record.